CUGUCCUAUUGGUAGAGCCAAUUUGGUUUGUAACAUCAACCAAUAGCGAAGCAUUUUCUAACCCAAGUUGGUGCAAACCCGGUCGGACCGAAAAACGCUAUAAGUAUAUUUUUAUCUCACAAUUUUCGGUGACCGGGAUAUUCUUAACAUUUACUAUCCGCUUGAAAAUUUAUUUCUAGAUAUUAAAAUGUAUGCUUUAACUCAUAAAACAGAAAAUGCCCAUGAGGAUAGUAUAUGGACUUGCGGAUGGGGUUGUCCAAAAAGGAAGAAAGAACAUCUGGAUAAUGAAGAUUCACGUGAUUCUGUACAGUCUAAUGAAGACAAGACAGCAGAAUAUCUUGUAACAGCUUCUGUGGAUGAUUCUGUGAAAGUAUGGGAACUGAAGGAGGGUGCUUUGAAGUUAAAACAUAAGUUAACUGGAUAUUCCUUAGGAGUUGUAUCCAUAGCUAUUAGCUCAGAUGGAUCAAAAUGUGCCUCUAGUUCACUUGAUUCGAGUCUGAAAUUAUGGGACUUAUAUUCUGGUGAUAAGUUAUUGAACAUUGAAGUUGGUCCAGUAGACAUUUGGACUUUAGUCUUUUCUCCAGAUGAUAAAUUCAUUGUAUCUGGCAGUCACGCUGGUAAGAUACAUCUAUAUGGAACUGAUAAUGGUAAACAAGAACAGACUUUAGAUACAAGAGGUGGAAAAUUUACAUUAAGUGUAGCCUAUAGUCCUGAUGGUAAAUAUAUUGCAAGCGGCGCAAUAGAUGGCAUUAUUAAUAUCUUCGAUGUUGCCUAUGGAAAAGUUUUACGUACCCUGGAAGGUCAUGCGAUGCCUAUCAGAUCUUUAUGUUUCUCACCCGACUCUCAGUUGCUUCUUACAGCAUCUGACGAUGGACAUAUGAAACUAUAUGAUGUCAAAGAUGCAAAUCUAGCAGGAACGAUGUCAGGCCAUGCUUCUUGGGUACUUGGUGUGGCUUUCUCACCAGAUGGACAGCAAUUUGCAUCAAGUAGUUCCGAUCAUACAGUCAAGAUCUGGGAAUUAGCACAAAGACAAUGUUUGCAUACAUUUCGUGAACAUAAGGAUCAAGUCUGGUCAGUUAAGUAUAAUCCACAGCGAAAUAAUAUAAUUGCGUCAGUAUCUGAGGAUAAAUCUAUUAAUUUAUACGAAUGUCCUUUAUAUGAGAAAUAAUUGCAUUAAGGAUCAAUAUCAUAAUUGCAUUAAGAAUCAAUAAAUAUUUUUUGUCUAUACUGUUUAUUCUGUUUAUUG
Molecule: messenger RNA, 1246 nt
Organism: Atta colombica
Lineage: Eukaryota; Metazoa; Arthropoda; Insecta; Hymenoptera; Formicidae
Product: WD repeat-containing protein 61
Exons: 8
Coding region: 188-1168 (326 amino acids)
Molecular function (GO): protein binding
Source: RefSeq, a predicted model, not a curated record